This is a messenger RNA of Trachemys scripta elegans, 9013 nucleotides long. RefSeq names its product vir like m6A methyltransferase associated (gene VIRMA). Gene Ontology annotation, cellular component: RNA N6-methyladenosine methyltransferase complex. The record is from RefSeq and is a predicted model, not a curated record. Gene Ontology annotation, molecular function: RNA binding. The coding region runs from base 27 to 5555 and encodes 1842 amino acids. The transcript has 25 exons. NCBI's taxonomy places the organism in Eukaryota, Metazoa, Chordata, Testudines, Emydidae.
AGUGCUUCCGCUGCUGCUGAGCAAAGAUGGCGGCGGACACCGCAACGGAGCUGCUGUUUUUAGACACUUUCAAGCACCAGAGCGCGGAGCAAAGUACCAAUAUAGAUGUAGUUCGUUUUCCAUGUGUGGUUUACAUAAAUGAAGUACGUGUCAUUCCUCCAGGAGUAAGAGCUCACACAAGUUUGCCUGACAAUAGAGCUUAUGGAGAGACAUCCCCACAUACAUUUCAGUUAGACCUGUUUUUCAACAAUGUCAGCAAGCCAAGUGCCCCUGUUUUUGACAGGCUGGGAAGCCUUGAAUAUGAUGAGAACUCUUCAAUUAUCUUUAGACCCAAUGCAAAGGUCAACACGGAUGGAUUGGUCCUAAGAGGCUGGUACAACUGUCUGACAUUAGCAAUAUAUGGAUCAGUUGAUAGGGUAAUAAGUCAUGACAGAGAUUCUCCUCCACCCCCUCCACCACCACCUCCUCCUCCCCAGCAACAACCAGGUUUGAAAAGAAACCCAAAACAUGUUGAUGGGGAGAAAGAAGAUCAGUUCAAUGGGAGCCCUCCAAGACCACAGCCCAGGGGACCAAGGACUCCUCCAGGUCCUCCACCUCCUGACGAUGAUGAAGACGAGCCCAUGCCUGUGACAGUGGCUGGGGAAAAGGAAGAUGAUGUUGAUCACAGGGAGGACUACUUUGAGCCAAUUUCUCCUGAUCGAACAUCCGUUCACCAAGAAGGCCAGUACUCUGAUGAAGGGGAGGUAGAGGAGGAGCAGCCAGAAGAAGGGGAGGAUGAGGAGGAAGAUGUGGAUGUUGAGGAAGAUGAGGAAGAGGAUGAGGAGGAUGGCCAUACAGUAGAGAGUAUUCCUGAGGAGGAGGAAGAGGAGGAGGAGGAGGAGGAAGAUGAAGAAGAGGAAGGUGAGGAGGAGGAGGAGGGUGAAGGUGAUGAUGGCUAUGAGCAGAUUUCAAGUGAUGAAGAUGGAAUUGCUGAUCUGGAACGUGAAACAUUUAAGUAUCCAAGCUUUGAUAUUGAAUAUACUCCUGAGGAUCUAGCCUCCGUGCCACCUGUGACAUACGAGCCUUAUGAAAGAGAGCUUGGACCUCUUUUGUACUUUAACUGCCCUUACAAGACCAUAUUUGAGGUUGAAGUUGGUAAAAUAAAGGAUCAAGAUCCAGACAAGGAAAAUUCAGGGGCAGUAGAAGCCUCAGUUAAGCUAACUGAACUCCUGGAAUUAUAUCAGGAAGAAAGGGGUGCAAAGUGGGUUACAGCUUUAGAAGAAAUUCCAAAUUUAAUAACAAAAGGACUAAGCUACCUGCAAGUGAAGAACACAAAACAGGACGAUAUUACCCAAUUAGUAGACUGGACAAUGCAGGCUUUAAACUUGCAGGUAGCUCUCAGGCAGCCUAUUGCUUUGAAUGUCCGACAGCUUAAAGCUGGAACAAAAUUGGUGUCAUCGCUAGCAGAAUGUGGGACUCAAGGAAUCAUGGGACUCUUGCAUGCAGGAGUUAUUAAUGCAUUAUUUGAACUGUUAUUUGCAGAUCAUGUUUCAUCUUCCCUUAAACUUAAUGCUUUUAAAGCUUUGGAUAGUGUUAUCAGCAUGACUGAGGGAAUGGAAAUGUUUUUAAGAGGUGGGUUAGAGGUACAUGAAAAAAGUGGUUAUCAGAAACUCUUGGAGCUCAUACUAUUAGAUCAGACUGUGAGAGUAGUUACUGCAGGUUCUGCAAUUCUGCAGAAAUGCCAUUUCUAUGAGAUUCUGUCAGACAUUAAAAAGCUUGGUGACCAGUUAGCAGAGAACACUCCUCCCCUUCCUAAUCAUACGGAGUCUGAGCAGGAACCAGACCUUGGGCUUGAGAGAACCAACCCAGAAUAUGAAAAUGAUGUGGAGGCACCUAUGGAUAUGGAUCAUCUUUUGGAAUCUUCUAAUAUCAGUGAAGGAGAAGUAGAAAAACUUAUUAGCCUCUUAGAUGAAAUCUUUCAUUUGAUGGAGACUGCACCACAUACAAUGAUUCAGCCACCAGUAAAAUCUUUUCCAACAAUGGCACGCAUUACAGGACCCCCAGAAAGGGAUGAUCCUUAUCCAGUCCUUUUCAGAUACCUUCAUAGUCACCAUUUCUUGGAAUCUAUUACCUUGCUACUAUCCAUUCCAAUAACAAGUGCUCAUCCGGGUGUGCUUCAGGCUGUCAGAGACGUGUUGAAGUUCCUGGGACAGUCACAAAAAGGUCUCCUCUUCUUCCUGUCUGAGUAUGAAGCAACAAACCUGUUGAUUAGGGCGCUGUGUCAGUUUUCUGAUCCAGAUCAAGAAGAAGGUCUCCAAUCAUAUGGUGCCAGUGAUGAUGCAUUUGCCUUGUGGCUCCUGCAUUCAACACAGACAUUGCAGUGUAUUUCAGAAUUAUUCUGCCACUUUCAGCGGUGCACAGCCAGUGAGGAAACUGACCAUUCAGACCUCUUGGGAACAUUUCAUAACCUUUACCUGAUUACUUUUAACCCUGUUGGAAGAUCUGCUGUAGCUCAUGUGUUCAGCCUUGAGAAGAACCUCCAAAGUCUUAUUACUUUAAUGGAAUACUAUUCCAAAGAAGCUUUAGGUGAUUCCAAGUCCAAGAAGUCGGUUGCCUAUAAUUAUGCAUGCAUACUUGUUUUGCUGGUGGUUCAGUCUUCCAGUGAUGUCCAAAUGCUGGAACAGUACUCAGCGCCUUUAUUGAAGCUUUGUAAGGCAGAUGAAAAUAACACCAAAUUGCAAGAGCUCUGCAAGUGGCUUGAACCUUUGAAAAAUCUUAGAUUUGAAAUUAAUUGUAUCCCAAAUCUCAUUGAAUAUAUUAAACAGAAUAUUGAUAGUUUGAUGACCCAGGAAGGAGUUGGUCUUCUUACUGCACUCCGUGUUCUUUGUCAUGUUGCAUGCCCACCACCUCCUGUUGAAGGUCAACAGAAGGAUCUUAAAUGGAACCUUGCAGUUAUUCAGCUCUUUUCUGCUGAAGGAAUGGACACCUUCAUUCGUGUUCUGCAAAAGUUGAACAGUAUUCUUAUUCAGCCUUGGAGGCUCCAUGUCAACAUGGGAACCACACUUCAUAGAGUUACUACCAUUUCCAUGGCGCGAUGUACACUUAAUCUCCUUAAAACCAUGUUAACUGAGCUCCUGAGGGGUGGAUCUUUUGAAUUUAAAGACAUGCGUGUUCCUUCAGCACUUGUUUCUUUACAUAUGCUUCUGUGUUCUAUCCCUCUCUCAGGCCGUUUAGAUAGUGAUGAACAAAAAAUUCAGAAUGACAUUAUUGAUAUUUUAUUGACCUUUACCCAGGGAGUUAAUGAAAAACUUACAAUCUCAGAAGAAACUUUGGCCAAUAAUACUUGGUCUUUAAUGUUAAAGGAGGUCCUCUCUUCAAUUUUGCGAAUUCCUGAAGGAUUUUUCUCUGGACUUAUACUGCUUUCAGAAUUGCUGCCUCUUCCAUUGCCCAUGCAAACAACUCAGGAGCUGAAAUGGCUGCAUAGAGAUGUUUGGACUUUUCAGUGUACAUUAGUACCGGAAGAGGUUAUUGAACCACAUGAUAUAUCGGUAGCACUCAACACCAGAAAACUGUGGAGCAUGCAUCUCCACGUUCAGGCCAAAUUGCUACAAGAAAUAGUUCGAUCAUUCUCUGGUUCAACUUGCCAGCCUAUUCAGCAUAUGCUGAGGCGUAUUUGUGUUCAGUUGUGUGACUUGGCAACACCAACUGCUCUUCUUAUCAUGAGGACUGUAUUGGAUCUGGUUGUAGAAGAUCUACAAAGCAGUACAGAAGAUAAAGAGAAACAGUAUACUGGCCAGACUACCCGAUUACUUGCUUUACUUGAUGCCCUGGCUUCACACAAAGCUUGUAAAUUAGCUAUUUUGCAUCUAGUUAAUGGAACUAUUAAAGGCGAUGAGAAGUAUGCAGAAGUUUUCCAGGAGCUGUUGGCUUUAAUGAGAUCUACUGGGGACAAUGUUAUUCAUCAGCAAUGUGCUGAAUAUGUAACAUCCAUUUUGCAGUCCCUCUGUGAUCAGGACAUAGCACUAAUUUUGCCAAGUUCCUCAGAGGGAUCUGUUUCUGAAUUAGAACAGCUCUCCAAUUCAUUACCAAGCAAGGAAUUGAUGUCCUUAAUCUGUGACUGUCUGAUGGAAACACUUGCUAAUGCAGAGACCAGUUACAAUUGUCUCCUGACAUGUAUCAGGACAAUGAUGUUCCUUACAGAGCAUGAUUAUGGAUUCUACCACUUAAAGAGCUCUCUAAGAAAACGCAACCAUGCUCUGUAUACCGUAUCAAAGCGAGUAAUAAGUAGCUUUAGUAAGGAUACAGGUGAACUGGCCUCUUCAUUUUUGGAUUUUAUGAGACAAAUUCUAAACUCCGACACACUGGGAUGUUGUGGAGAUGAUGGAAGUCUUAUGGAAGUAGAUGGUUCCCAUCCAGCCAGAACACUGGGUCUUACUACUGCAGAGUUAAAACAUUUAUUACAGAACAAAGAAGAAACUCCAGAAAAUUUGCUCCUUGAACUGGAGAAACAUGUUUUGGAACGUUCUAAAGAAGAUGACAGCCUUGAAUCCUUAUUGGACAAUGUAGCUGGACUUAGGCAGAUGCUGGAAUCAGCAGGCGAUCCUUGUCCUCUGAGUGACCAAGAUGUAGAACCAGUUCUUUCUGCACCAGACUCUCUCCAGAAUCUGUUUAAUAAUAGGACAACAUAUGUGUUGGCAGAUGUGAUGGAUGACCAGCUGAAAUCUAUGUGGUUCUCACCAUUCCAGGCUGAAGAAAUUGACACUGAUCUGGAUAUGGUAAAGGUAGACUUAAUUGAACUGUCAGAGAAAGGCUGCAGUGACUUUGACUUGCAAGCAGAACUGGAGAGAUCAUUUUUGUCAGAACCUUCAUCUCCUGGUAGGACAAAAACCACAAAAGGGUUCAAACUUGGCAAACACAAGCAUGAGACCUUUAUAACUUCAAGUGGAAAAUCUGAGUACAUAGAACCUGCAAAGAGAGCACAUGUUGUGCCACCUCCUAGAGGAAGAGGCCGGGGAGGAUUUGGACAAGGUAUUCGACCACAUGAUAUCUUUCGUCAAAGGAAACAGAAUACAAGCAGACCGCCUUCUAUGCAUGUGGACGAUUUUGUUGCUGCAGAGAGCAAAGAAGUGGUCCCUCCAGAUGGGAUACCACAACCUAAAAGGCCACCAAAAGUAUCCCAGAAGAUAUCUUCACGUGGCGGGUUCUCAGGGAAUCGUGGAGGACGGGGAGCUUUUCACAGUCAGAACAGAUUCUUUACACCACCUGCUUCAAAAGGAAAUUACAAUCGUCGUGAAGGAGCCCGGGGUUCAAGCUGGAGUGCACAAAAUACACCACGAGGCACCUACAAUGAAAGCAGAGGGGGUCAAAGCAAUUUUAAUAGGGGCCCCCUGCCACCAUUGAGGCCAUUAAGUUCUGCAGGCUAUCGACCCAGUCCUCGUGAUCGUGCUUCCAGAGGCCGAGGUGGAAUUGGACCAUCUUGGGCAAGUGCUGGUAGUGGUGGUAGCGGUGGCUCAAGAGGAAAGUUUGUUAGUGGAGGCAGUGGAAGAGGUCGUCAUGUACGUUCCUUCACACGAUAAAAAUGAGACCUUACAGAACAAACCAGCAGGGUGAACGUCUCAUGAUGAUGACAACAAAAAGAGGCACUAAAGGACCAAUUUAGACUUACUGGUAUCUGAAGACAACGAGAGAAUAUUUUUGUCUGAAGAAAGCAGUUUUUGUUUGAAACAAGACUUGAAAUUUCAAUAAAAUUCAAGACUUUGUGUACAAUUGUAUAUCUUUUGUUCCUCUUGAAAGAACAUUAACUUUUUUGUGGACUUCUGUAGACGAUACUGAAUAAGGAAUCCAUGUGAAUUAAGACUUCAAGAAUUCCUCUUCUAAAAUAUUAAUUGUGCCAAAAGCAAGGUACAGGUGUGCUAAUUUUGCAGUAGUACAUAAGGAAGCUUGAGGUUUUCCUCUCAGGUUUAGAACCAUUAGCUCAGUUUCCUAUUGGUCUGUUACUUAUUAAAUGAAUGAGGUACAUCUUACCAAUGGUCCUAGUAAAUGAGAAAAAGACUGACUGAGACUUAACAUGUGAAAGAACACAAAACUUACACAGUUAAUUUAGAAGUUAUGGAUAAGUACUGAUACCACCAUUACAUACAUUAAACUCAAACCUGCACCCAUUGAAAUUGGCAGGAAAACUUCCACUGACUUUAGUAAGAGUAAGUUUAAGUCCCAGAGCGUAACUUUUAGAGAUGUUAUCACUCUAAGCCUGUAUGUUAAGAGCCUGCGUGUAUGCAGUGGUGUUGUAGCUGUGUUGGUCCCAGGAUAUUAGAGACACAAGAUGGGUGAGGUAAUAUUUUUUAAUUGGACCAACUUCUGUUGGUGAGAGAGAGAAGCUUUCGAGCUCACAGAGAGUUCUUCCUCAGUUCUGGGAGAGAUACUCAGUGUCACGGCUAAAAAUAAGGUAGAACAGAUAGUUUUAGCAUAAGUAGAUAACACAUAUUCGAAGAGACCAUUUAAAGUGGAGUGGCCCAUUAACCCCCUAUAAUCAUUAAGACAAAAACCAGAGGUAGUGCACUACAGAUUGUUGUAAUAAGCCAUAAAUCCAGUAUGUUUGUUAAGAUCAUGAUUUUUAGUGUUUAGCAAAGUUAUGAAUUUAAUCUCCCAGGGUAAUCUUUUGAAAGUGCUGUGCAGGUUUCCUUUGAGGAUGAGGACAGGGGUCAGAAAGAGUGACUGACUGCUUUGUGAAAAGUGUUCACCCACAGGUGAUAUUGUGUUUUGUCUUUUAUCAUUUUCACUUGUGUGUGUAAUGGUUGUCUGGUUUCACCCACAUAGUUGUUACUGGGGCAUUUAGUGCACUGGAUGUGGUAGACCACAUGUUGUGAUAGGCAUGUGUGUAACCAUGGAUCUUGAAAGGUGUGUUUGGGGAAGAGAGGAUGUUGAUCAUUGUAUCAGUGUAGAUAUGUCUACAAGUUUUGCAUCUGUUGUUCUGGCAGGGUCUGAUGCCGCUUUGAGUUGCUGUGUCCUGGUCUGUGGGGAGCUUGCUUCUGAAGAUGAGGAAAAGUUCUGUGUAGCUCGAAAGUUGGUCCAAUAAAAGAUAUCUCACCUACCAUGUCUUUCUAAUGUGUGCUAUAAGGAGAUCAUAGGGUGAGGUACCUUCAGUAUAAACAGAAGCUUGAUGGUGUUAAAUUAUUAUUUGUAGCCUGCUGACUUGUGUAGUUGGGGGGCGAGAGUUUAAAAGCAGACUUUCAUAAAACUAAACAAUUCCCUAAGGAAGCAAGAGAUACAAAACUUUUCCCUUUAAUGGACACUUUGGCUUUUUGCUUGCGUAAUUGUUUGAGAUGUCUGAGGUUAAGAUAUACAAUGCAAGAGGAAAAGCUUUGAAAAUUAAGAGCAUAAAAAGAAUCUGUAUAGUCACCUUCACGUUUCUUUUCAUGCUAAAAAACUCAGAAUCAAAUAUAUUUGGAACUCAAAUGUUUACUUUUUCUUUUCAUCUCUGUGGAAUUUGUCCAACAUAAUUACUAAGAAGAUAAGAGGUUAAUAGCUGCAGCCCUCAUUAUACAGGCCCUGUAUACAUUAACCCAUGGUAGACAACUGAAUUUAGACUCUGAUUCUCAUUUACACAUAGGUCCCUUAACACUACCUGAGUGGUGUAAAUGAGCCUUAAUCUUAACGAGGAUCAAGCCCAGUUAGUUUAUACAUUUCCAGCUAAAACUGAUCUUAAUGUACUUUGGUCAACCAGCAAGCAUGCUGCCAUUAAGCAUUAAAAACUCGCCACCUUCCACUCCAAGUGCAAGGCACAUUUCUUUGACCUUACUUUCUCUUAACAAAUGCACAGCACUGAGUGUGUGUGUGUGUGUGUAGGGGGGGGGGAAGGGGUGUAUUUAUUUAUUUUAUCUGUAACUACCAAAACAAGACACUCCACUGCCCACGCUUCUCCUCCUGGGGAGAUGAAGAAAGGAAUAAACACAUGAGAACUGCUAGUCACCUUGCUUAAUUCACUAGUGGGAGGGACUCAGAUACUACAGUGAUGAGAACCUAUAUAAAAUAGAAAAGCAUAUUUUAAUGUGUACUGUAGACUAAGUAAGAACAUGUUUUAAAACACUGUUUAGCCCUAUUGGCUAAGUUGAAUUCAACAGUUUUCUCUGAAACCACAGAGAAAGCAAGUGUAGGAAGGGGCCUUGUAUGUGGAGACACGGGGCAUCAUAGCCCCACAAGUUUCUAGACAAUUACUUUGCACAAAGAAAGUUAAUUGACAGGACCUAUAGGAUAGUUAAACUAAACUUGUUCUAAUUAACUGGGCAUGGCUAAAGGGAAUAAUUUUGUUUCAUACAGUUGUAUAUUUUAAUAUUGUAUAAAGUAACAGACUUCAGAAAAAUGAUUGAAUUGUAGAAUCUGAAAUGUGAAAAAAGCAUUAGAUACUCAAGCCGAUCAAGGAAGAUGGAAUUUUACUAAUGCAAUUGUAAGACUAAAACGGGUGAUCUAGCAAACAUAGGUAUUCAUGCUAUUUUUUUAAAUUGAGGAGCAUUGCAUAAAUAUUUUGUAACGCAGACUGAGGCUCCUUUAAACCAUGGGUCUGAGGUUUUUUAUUUUUUUUAGAAACUUUACAACUUACGAAACUGCAGCAGGGAUGUGAGUGAUUUGUUUUUAGUCGGGAUUUGAAAUGAAAAGUUAAGGAAAAGCUUGAAGUAUGGAACAAACUGUAAAUAUUCAAUUGGUUCUUGAAAGUUUGAAAUACAGCAUGUCAUGCUUGUCAUUUUCAAACUAAAAAAUAAAAGGCUGGUAAAAUUGAUCAAGGUGAACAAAUCUCAGUAAAUCAUUAGUCAAACUUGAAAAUUGAGCAGUAUGUCUACAGUUUCUUUAAACAUAGUUCUAGGCCUUGUAGUUGCUUAGGACUUUAAUAUUUGUGGGAAUUCGUUCAAGGUUAAAUUAACUUGAAAUAAUGCUGUAAAUGCUAUGUUUAAAAUUAAUUUACUUGAUUUGAUACAUUUAAAUUGAAUUCUUACCAUGAGCAACUCAGGUUUAAAACAUUAAAUUCCACUUUUUAAUUUAA